This is a messenger RNA of Mercenaria mercenaria, 5082 nucleotides long. RefSeq lists its product as uncharacterized. Bases 219 to 1424 code for a protein of 401 amino acids. The record is from RefSeq and is a predicted model, not a curated record. Lineage: Eukaryota; Metazoa; Mollusca; Bivalvia; Venerida; Veneridae. The transcript is spliced from 3 exons.
CAUAGGUUUAAUAGUGUACAUUCAAUGCGUGCGCACACUCAAUGCGGGAGAAAUAAUGCCGACUCAUCUCUAACAAAAUGGCGUCGGGUGGGUAUGAAGAAACUUCUGAUGAGAUUUUUAACUUUAAAUGUUCAUCUUGCUCUUAAAUCAACAGACAAAGAGAAGCCGGGAAAUAUUGUGUGGAAUGUCAAGGAUACUGUUGUCAGUCGUGUGUUGACAUGCACCAAGCAUUUCCUGCUAUACAAGGACAUAAAUUGCUCGAUAAAUCAAGCUUCAAGACGGUGACUUUGACAACAAAUCUUCCAAGUGUUCCAACAGAGAUAUGUACCAUACACGAGAUAAAGAUUCUGGACAUGUAUUGUUGUAAUCAUGACCUUGUUGGAUGUACAAGCUGUAUGGCGCUACAUCACAGGAACUGCACAGAUGUCCAGCUCGUAUCGGAUGUUGUCGAAACUAGGUUUAAAAAGACGGACGCAGAUGAAACUCAUCAAAACCUACGGGAGAAGAAAUUAGCGAUAGAGAAGAUAAAAACAUCCAGAGAAGCUCUUCUCGAAGAGAUGAAUAAAUCAAAAACGGAUGCAGUCAAUGAAAUAAAAGCAUUUAGAGCAGAAAUGGAAACGAUGAUUCGAAACAUGGAAAAGGAAUCGAUAAAAGAAGUGGAAAAGGAAUACCAAACAAUGAAUGCAAUGCUGCUAGAGGAGAUAAAGAAAUCAGAAAUCCAGAUUAUAAGCCUCGAGCGACUUGCGGACAACAUUAAACAAUCCGACGGAAAUGUAGCUCAGCAGUUUGUUUCUAUAAAAACAGCACAAAAGACAAUUACCCGAACUGACGAUAUUAUGAACUCCUUCAAUGCACAUACACAUGCCAAGGUAUCAUUUGUCGCUGACCAAAGUGUUUUGGGAUUUCUACAAGAACUGAAGACGUUUGGGUCGGUUAACAGCAAUACAGUCUACUCAGUCAAGGAAACCAGAGAAAUGAAUAUAAAAGUACAAAGUGACACAUUGACCUGCACUGUAUUUGGGUCAUGCUUAACACAAGGAGGCCAGCUACUGCUACCUGACUUCAACAAUAAAAAGUUAAAACGUGUCGACAUUAGCAAACUUUCGGUAGAGGACUACUGUGACCUUCCGUCGAAUCCAUGUGGUGUAUGUUGCAUUGAUAACCAGGAAGCAGUUGUGACAUUGAAUAACAAUACCAUCCAAUUCGUUAACCUUCGUAAUCCGAUGAAACUAACACAUGACAUUAAACUGGACAAUUACUGUUUCGGCAUUGCUUAUAAAGACAGCAAACUUCUGAUAACUAAUAAUAGCACAUCACUCUACAUAUACGACAUGGCAGGCACGCUGUUACAGACGAUAUCCAGAGACAAUUCAGGAAAUGAUCUGUUCAGCAAGUGUCGCCAGAUUGCUUUCAGUGAUUCUUGAGAUAGAAUUUAUGUGGGUGACAAACAUAACAAUAUCGUCACACUGGAUACAGUUACACAAAGGAAACACUGCAAUAAUUUCAUUGAUUCUGAUUUGGUCAAUGGUAUGGGUGUCUGCACAGACAAAAAAGGGAAUGUAUUUGUUUGUGCAUAUGAAUCAAGAAAUGUUAUGCAAAUAAGGCAAAAUGGACAAAAAGUUGGCACCGUAGUAAAACCGUCAGAUGGACUAAUUCAACCGCGGUCAAUAACUUUUAGUCAACAAAUGAAUACUUUAUUUGUUACUGAAGGUAACAAUGACAACGUUAAAGUCUUUGAACUGCAGUAAUGCUAAUACUGUAAAAUUCAUUGACUUAUAAUUAAAGUAUCUGAAAUAAUUAUUGUUUUCUCCAUGUAGGAGUGAGAAUAGAUCAUGUUUUAAGAGAAAUAAAUACGCACAAGGCCACAGUAACAUAUUUCUUUGAAAAUUAAUUAUAUACGCCAAUGAUAACGCCUUUAACAAUGUGACAGUAUGAUACUAUUUAUAGUUAAUUAUAGUUUUGUUGUACUGGAGGUUGCUGCAGAAUACAAUGGAAAUAUAAUAAGGUCCUUUCAGUUUUCGGCCAGCAAAAUUGCCGUUUCUUCUCCAUUUGUCUUCUACUUGUUAGAAUUGAUAUACAUUUUUGACUGCAUUACUACAAUUAUACAUACUGGUUAUAACACUUGCGUACAGAUCACUUUUGAAUACAUAUGUAGGUUUAUGUAGGUUUAUGUCUUUUUAAAUCAAACGUUAUGGCGUUCCACUGCAAACUGUUAGAAAACAAUAGAUAGAACUUAUGUCUGCUAGCCGAGGAAACACUGUCAAACGUGUGUAAAUUGUUAAACAAGGAGCCCAGCCCAGUCCCUGAUAUCGCCAAAACUACCAAAAUACAUUCGAUUCCAUGAUCUAUAGCAAGUGUAGAAAUACAACUGAAACGCAUUUUUGUCGCCAAAUUGUUUCUGUCUCUUCUUGCUAUACACCAUCAGCAUGAUGUGGACAUGCGCAUAUUGUCGGAGCUUUUAUGUCUGAUUAUUAUGCUUUGAGUUAUGUCCAUUUUUUGGACUAAACAAUAUUACAUCUACAUCUAUACAUUGUGUACUUAACUGCUUCUACAGUUUCCACCAAAUGCAAAUAAAACUGGCUUAACAUCAUCAUGAACUGGACAUGCGCACAUUAGGGACACUAAUGUCCGAUAACUAUUUUUGGACUUAACAUAACAUUUGAAAAUUGUAUACAGUUUGAAUCAAGUUCAAUGAAAACUAAGUACACAUCUUCCACUUGGAUAUGCACACAUUUUGGGGAUAUUUUCUUUUGAAUAAUGCCUCUUUUAUGUCUUUUUUUUACGUUAACGCCUGUUUCAACUUUAUGAUUUUCUAUACAAUGUUGACAACAUUCCUUUUGUGGAUGCAAGGUUGUGGUUCCAAUGAAUUGCAAGUACACGGGUAGCAUUUUGUAUUGUUAUUUUCUUUCAGGGUCGGCGCAAGUGGUGCAAACAAAUCGAUUAUAACUAAUAGUGAUAUGUACAUGUAACAUAAUAUCCCUAAGAAUUUUGGACUAUAACUAUCAAAGUGUAAGGUUGCAAAACACCUAGUUGAGAGAAAUAUGAAGGAGUUGAUACAUGGUAGUUGUGGAAUAUUAUAGGAAUAAAACCACUAUUGUAAAGGUUAAGCUAUGGCAGUAGAAGGCACAUUUAAACUAAUUGACCCAUUAGCAUACCAUGUAAACAACGUGGAAGACCUUGACCCCGAGGUUGUCAAAGCAUUCAAAAGAAAAGACAACAGUACCAUCGCGGAGUUGACGCAUAAUGGGGAUACAGAUUUUGACGUUUUUAUCUGCAUCAACAAAGCAUGGCAUGCUUUUAUUCUUUGCAUACCAAAUACCAUUAAUGAUCCUCAUGGGCUCUUGUCAGAUGUUCCACAAGAUAACCCUUUUGUUUUGCCUGGGGAUAUCUUGUGCUGGAAGUUUGAGCUAUGCUUUGAAAACGAACAGCUGAAGCUGUACAAAAUCAGAAAGGAGUUCAACAUGCUGAAAGACAUUAGAAAUCGAAUCAAUAAGGCAUACCACAUUGGCAAGUUUAUGAAUGUCAAACCAAAAGCAUUUCAGUUUGCCGUCUUGAGAGCUGCUCCACAUCGCUACAAUGUCCUCCUGAAUGACUGCGUAGAGUUUGCUAAGGAGUUUUGCCUUUGUAUGUUGAGCUAUUGUAGCAAUUACAGACAGCUGGAGGAGCAAGUUAAUGAGAAUAUCAAGAAAGCAACAGCUACUGGCCUUAGUGUGGAGAAUUUAUCCAGGCGUGUUCGUAGCUCAGCUUUAAUCGGAAAUACUUUUCUUGGAGGUUUAGAUGUUUCCACAUUCUUCAGUGGAAGAAAUGGUUCAGCUGGACUUAUAGUGUUUAUCCUCCUUUACCCAAUCUUUGUGGCUUGUGUCAUCGCAGCAGUUAUCAUCUACGUUCUCAAAUGAUAAAGUUGUCUCAAUAUGAAGAAGGCGGGUUUGAAUCAAAAUAGACAAAGGUCAAAUUUACAUGUCACUUGCCGUUUCAUGCAUGAUAUAAGAAAAAACAAGUUGGUGUGUAUAUGUGUAUUAGGAUUUUAUUGCAGACGCACUAAGAAAUGUAUGUUGCUGAAUAUAUAGUUAUGUAUUGAAGGACUAUAAGGAUGUGAUAGUAUAUGAGAAGUAUUUUAACGGUUGAAUUCCUUUAAUUCCUUUUGUUGAUUCUUCCUCGGUUAUGUUUAUGGGCUCUGUCUAGGUUCCUUUAUUAUUUUUAUUUAUGUUAUUUAUAGAAAACGUGAUUACAGAUAUGAUUGCAGGUGCUAAUGUUGCCAUGCCACUGAACAAUGACCUUAUUAAUCUACCAAAACUAAAGUCAUAUAUAUACAGCAACACGGCAAGGAUUAAAUCGUAAAUUGCAAAAUUCUAAUCUGUUGAAUAUUAUUCUGGCCAGUUCUAAUGAAAAAUGACAACAAUCUUAUUUUGAAUAGUAUUCUUGUUAUUAAAAAAUCAGUUUCUUUUUGCUAUAGCUAGAUCACGAAUUGGUUUGUCGAUCGAGUGAACCAGUGAGUUGAUCUAUCUGACUUAGACCACGAAAAACGUGCAAACAUUUGUUGAAAAAGCAGAAACCCCAUGUACCAUUCAGUUUGACAGGUUAAACAAAAUAGGUUUCAUUUGUUUUUGUAAGUUUUGUACAGUCAAUAUGCGUAUGAGUAAUCUUAAUUUUGAUUUAAAAUUAACAUGUGGAUGUACGAUAUGCAUUUUACAUGUUUGCAGUUAUUCUUACUAUCAAGAAAUAAAAUUACGUGCGUUUGAUUAGUUAUACUUUAAUGUAUUUGUUAUGUGAAAAUAGACUCAUAUAUAAUGUUAAUGUCUUUGGAUAUUUGUUGUUUUACAUAAUUUGUGUUCGAUUUGUAUAAAAAGAAAAGUUUUGAACGUGACAGCACGCAUAUGUUAUUCGUGUUGAAAGGAUUCAAGGAAUUCCAGUUGAAGAUGAGAUUUUGAAAUGCACACAUGUAUGAAACGCUUGUUUAUACAUACAAUAAUCGUCCUAUGAAUUAUUCCAGUGUCUUUUGCUUCACAUAGGAGUAUAAAGGUAGAAUCUUUAAAACAUGUAGGUUUCAAUAAUCAUGCACAUUAAAGAUUUCAACACAAAUGA